Drosophila miranda is the source of this 2638-nucleotide messenger RNA. RefSeq lists its product as uncharacterized. The transcript has 3 exons. Gene Ontology annotation, molecular function: protein binding. NCBI's taxonomy places the organism in Eukaryota, Metazoa, Arthropoda, Insecta, Diptera, Drosophilidae. Bases 84 to 2141 code for a protein of 685 amino acids. The record is from RefSeq and is a predicted model, not a curated record.
CCUUUAGCAUAUGUGUCCUCUAAUCUAAUCCUGUGGGGUGUAGUCUCUUUAUCACUUGCAAGCUGCGUUGGGCUCAGUUUGAUAUGCGUGGCAAUCUGGUGGACACCUUCGAUGUGCCUGGCGAGAACGAGGAUUGGGAGAUCUUAACCAUGGAGUUUUUCAGUCCCACGGACUACAAUGUGGUCUUCUGGUCGGGUUCCAUCAAUGACAUGCGCCUGAGGCUGGACUCCUGUCGCGGAGGGAACUACUCCAAUUCGGAGAGAUUCUACAGUGCCUUGGCCAUGAACAAGCAUCGCUCGCGGGCCUAUGGCUGUGCCAAUGAAGAUAACUUUGAGGUUUCCGUGUUUGACUUUGUGGAGGAUGAGGAGAGCGGUGCCAUCAGCUGGAAUCUGGUGGAGAGCCUGCCGCGCUUCGAGAAUGACGACAAGGAGAUGCUGCUUCAACUGCGCCUGGACCAGCACGAUCGAAUGCUCCUGGGCACCGCCGGCAAGGGCUUUGUGAUCUGGGACUUUGGCAGCAAACUAAAGGACGAGACAGAGUCCCGUCUGACCGAGGGCGCGCUGUACCUGCCGCUCCCGCAUGGCGUGCGGAACAUCACCACCCGCAUCAUGCAGUCAAACUCCAUUAUGGUAAGCUCCCGGCUGGAUUAUGCCGUCGCCGGAGUUCGCAAGAAUCUGUAUGUGUGGUGCCUGCCAUCGGGACAGUUGGCGAAGGUCCUAGACGCCCACUUUGGGCGUAUCAUACAGCUGGAGCCGCUGACGAUCGGUAACUGGAACAACCUCGUGACCUCCUCCAUAGAUCGGUCGGUCAAGGUCUGGAACAUCAACAAUAUCUUCGAGAAGGUGCACGUCAUCGAUCGCCACGAGCUCCAGAUCGAUGACAUCAGUCUGUCCGAGGUGGACAUGGCCGUGACAGUCACCCGCAGCUGUGUCGUCGUUUGGGAGACACGCUCGGGCCGUCUGCUGGCCAAACUCUCCGACAGUGCCCUGGGCGCCAUUGUCACACAUGCAGAGAUCACACCAGACGGCCGCUACAUCAUAUCCUCGGAGACGGGUAAGUUUCUGGUCUGGAAUCGCGUCUCCGAACAGGUGGUCUUUCGCGACGAUCAGCCUGGUAUACAGCAGAUCACCCUCUUGGACUAUGGCUACAAGGUGCUGACGGUUUCGGUGCCCAACAUUAAUCAGCGGGAUAUCCUGGCGGCGGCGGAUGAGGCCAAUCGAUUGACGGCUAUAACAACAUUGAGAUCAGUGCCAGAGGGCACCAUCCUGUUCCGCUUUGAAUUCCCCAUUCGUAUGAUCACGGGUAUGCCCUUCCGCAAGUCGGUGAUGACGGCGGAUAAUGCGUACAUCGUUGUGGUCACCGUGGACAAGUUGAACAAGGAUUGCCUAGGCGUGUACAGCGCCACCAACGGGGCCUUCGUCUCGAAGAUCAUGCUCAAGGGGUGCUCCAUUAAGGAGGUAUUCGCUUUGGUGCCAAUGCCCCAUAAGGCCAAUCAGGUGGCGGUCAUCAGCAGUGAGAAGGGCAGCGUCAUGGACAUCAAGACCAAGAAGCACAUCCGCUCCAUAGCCAAGUGGGGCGGCAGCAUCACGCGGGAUGGCAAGUGCGGUUUGUAUGCCCCGACGCGAGGCGGCUUGGAGAUGCUGGAGCUGCGCAAGGGCACCACUGUGAAGACAUUCAUUCCAAAGGUGGCCGAGGGCGUCUUUUCGGUGAUUUGCAUCUUCACGGAGAACGACGAGUAUGUGGCGUACUAUCACAGCGGGCGGAAGACCAUACGCGUCUUCCGCACUGGCGACACCGAGAUGAUAGCCAACUACCGACUGCAGGCCGAGCUGACGGCCAUCAAGAGUAGCAAGGACGGGCGAGCCAUUGUCCUGGGCACCGUGGAUGGGUGCAUGUCGGUGCUGGCGAUUGUGGAUCCCAAAAAGCAAGAGAUGAUCGAGUACCUCAACGAGCUGCCGUCCCGCGACGAGAACUGGAAGGCAAAGCUGGCCAAAAUGAAAGCACGGGUGGGCUUUAAGGCCGCCAUACGCGGGGCUACCAUCUCCUCGCGCUAUGCAAAGCCCAACAGGGGCGAGGAUGAGGAUGUGGAGGGGGAGCUGCUCUCCGAAAUAACAGAGGUGGUGCCAGUGGCCAUGGAUUAGUUGAAUUAUAAAUAUAACAUUUAUUUUCGCAUAUAAUUCAUGGAUAGGAUAGAGGAUUUUGUGUUACAAAAAUACGCACGCGCGUGCUAUGCUGCCUGCCUGACGAGUGUGUGAUGAUCGGGGGUGAUGGGCGGAUCGGGGGUGGGUGACUGUGUGUGACUGGGGGAUUCAGCUGAAUGAAGCUUAAACUAAAAUUUUGGUUAAAUGGUAGCUGCUACAGGCUAAAAAUUCUGAUUUAAGAGUAUAACUUAGGUCGGAAACAGAUGGAUUAUGGAAUCAGAAAACGUAACCAGACGAUAACAAGAAUCGAUCCUAAGGAGGCAACAAAACAAGGUUUUAAAAUCUUUAAACAUGCUGCUGCUGUUGCUAUUUUGCUUCGCGUUGCAGCUCACCAACAAAUCAAUCUAAUUCCAAUCGAAAGCGCUAGUACAAGUACAAUAUAUAUAUAUAGUAUGUGGCUUUAUGAUGUAGCAGGAGGAUCCAUGGAUUAGUGUAGG